Messenger RNA from Diaporthe citri, 1734 nucleotides. RefSeq lists its product as uncharacterized. Lineage: Eukaryota; Fungi; Ascomycota; Sordariomycetes; Diaporthales; Diaporthaceae. The transcript is spliced from 6 exons. The record is from RefSeq and is a predicted model, not a curated record. The coding region runs from base 1 to 1734 and encodes 577 amino acids.
AUGGCUGAGAGACAUGGGUUAGAAGGAGAUGCCUUCCGCCUUGUCAGAAAGCACAGUUUGCAGGUAGCCGAAGAUCUCCCCAGAAAUGAUGUAGCCCAGGCUGUCGGCGACUUCGAGACUCAUGAGCGAGCAGCGGAGGCAAAGGACCCAGUACGCGAGUGGCAGCGGUGGCUAGAUUUUGAUGAGCUCGACACAAAUGAUGAUAUCGCUUUGCUCCAGAAGGAGUGCAAGGAGCUUAUCCAAACAUGGCUUAAGCUGCAGAGAAAGCACCCAGAAUGUGACGAGCUGUUACCGAAUAGCCAUAAACCCCCAAGCGUCGCGAGUCUGCAACAGGUUAUCAGAUCGACUUUGGACAGCCGGGAAGCUCAACAGCAGAGCGGUCUUGGUAGGGCGAAGCAGCAAUUUUUCAGUUUCUGUGACACGCUCACGGCCUACUCGUCGCUAUUCUCUCUCAUACCCCAGGGAAGCCUUUACACGUCACUGUUUGUAGGCGUAAUCUCGUCGCUAGUGAAGGCCUCGGCCCGACAUGAUCAGAACGGCGAGGGCUUCUCGCGAGCAUUGGCCGAGAUCAGUGCAGACAUGAACUUCAGCCAGAGACAAGGCUCUAUCCACCCAACAGAUCGCAUGAAGCAGCUCGUCAUCCUUCUAUACAUCAGAUAUUCUAAAUUCUUGUGCCAUGCGAUGACCUGGUAUCACUCAAGAUGGGGCCGGUUCAAAGCUGCUAUGGAUCAGAGCUACUACGGCCGAGAAGUCCGAGAGAAGGUCAAUAGGAUCAAAGACGUGGUUAAGGACAUCGAAAGAGAGGCAUCACUAGAGACUCAAGGAAUCCUCAGCCAAACCCACGAGACAGUCACACAUCUGGAGCACAUUAUAUCGGAGAUCCGCAGGCAGAACCAAAUUGCCGACCAGAAUCGCGACUUGUCCAGUCUGGAUUUAAGUCAAAAGCUAAAUCGUAUUUAUCUCGCCAUAGGGGAGAUGGGGCAGAAUCUGGCCACAGCCACUGUCACCCGGCAGCUUCACACUUCUCAGCUGGCUAUAGCACAGGGAUCGGUUUCAGAUGAAAUCAGAGCCGAGGAAAACAGGACACAGGCUGGCGCUGUCAUCAUCCACACAAGACAAGAGAUGGAAGAAGCGUCUCGCCCUCUGAUGAAAUUCAUGGGCACAUACGCAGCCAGCGCCACUUCUGAUUUACAAUCGAUCAAUGACCCUCCCUACACGUCCGCUGGUGCACGGCAAGUCACCGGGCAAAUAGUCACUCGCCUUCAGACUUGGAUUUCAGAGCCAAAGUCUCAAAUACUAUGCAUAAUCAGUCCGCCGUUCUCCGCAAACAGACACGAGGCCACGGUCGCUGCUCAACACAUCGUAUCAGUUAUGCAGAAGGCAGAAGUACCACACCUGGCUGUCUCGUCCCCCAGGAGAGCAUACCGGGCGGCCCUGCAGGCCCUCAAGGCACUCCUCAGAUACGCCCCGGGCCUGCUCGUCUGCGUCAUCGACGGGCUCCAGCUGCUGGACCACCCGGACCUGGAGCAGCAUGUAGACGACCUACUAAGCAUCCUGCGGACCGGGGACGACGGCAGGGUGCUGAAGGUGCUGCUGACGAGCGAGGGCUUCUUCUCCAGCGGCGCGAACCUGACCGUGGACGAGCGGCUGGACUGCCUGCACUCGCCCAGAAGGGGGCCAGGAGGCGGCCGGCCGGGGGCCCGCAACUUGAACGACGUAUCGCUGUCCUUCUGA